UCGAGUGGUCGGUUUGUUUAGCGAUAAAUGUAGCACAGUACAGCUCCUCCGCACCGUACAUUUCCAACCUGCGUUCACGAGCAAUCGACGACACCUUGCUGGUGGUGCCGUAAAUCGUACGAGAAAAAAGCGAGGUGCAUGUCCUAGAUUCCAGGUCCUUGUCUUUGCAAGUAGCAACCCCAUAGUGGUACGAUUAAGUGGACUUUUCUACAUUUUUACUCCGAGUCGUGGUGGCUGUUAGUGUGCGGAGAACGUAACUUGCCCGUCGGGUAUCCUUCGUAUUCAGCGCCUUUCUCACGGUUGGCAACAGGUGGUGAGGUAGUGAGGUGGCAACAGGUGCAUUCCCAAAGGAAAUUAUCACUCAGCAGGGCAGAUUAUUACUAAAUCGAGCAUCACCAUACUAGAAUCACCAUGCGUGUCGAAAUGAAUCUGGAUGUUCAGCGCUGUGGCGAGGAUUUCGACAGCAAAGUGGCGGAGUUCAAGCAGGAUUCCGAUAAAAUGCACGAACUGAAUCUCUUCCUCGACAGUGUGCUUGAAGAAGCGCAGAAAAAUGCGGAAGUGAAGCUACAGGACAAACUGGAUGAAGAACGUCCGAAAAACGGAAACAAACUGCUGACUGGCAUCAAGCAACAUCGUGUGGUAACGCGUACAAGAGGGAUCGUACUACGCAUUUUUGAGGCCAUCUGCAACUGCACCAACUCCGCCACUCUUCCCGGUCAACGACCAGCGACCGCUCCGGCUAAUCUGGGACCGUCGUCGUCGGCUAGAAACUAAAGCUAAUGAAUCCCACACGUAUUCCAUCGUAUUUCAAUGUUCCCUGGCUGCCGGAUUUCAAUCACGCAUGGUGCACAGACAAGCUGAGCAAUGCGGAAGAGAAGUGUGCAUUUUUUAGCGAAAUGUAUUAUUUUAGAAUCUGUUUUUAAACAUUCUACUUCCUACAUCGUAAACUACACGUAUACAACAUAGAUCUGGCGAAUAUUGGGAAAAUCCAUUUUAUUAUAACCGAGAAAGUGUGACUGUUAAAUAAUCUUUUUAAAGAAAGCAGAAUUCUUGUAUCAUAAGAGUACAAUUUAUAAAACCAAACGUACCAUAUCCUUUUUGAUAUGGGCUUGUAGGGUCGGUCGUGAAAAUUUGUGAAACGAAUAUACAAGCAACUGCUUACAGCAAACUUACCCACCUUGCCCGAACAUUCCACACUAAAGCCAUUUGACGAUAACAAAGCUAAACUAUCAAUCAAAACCAUCUCUCACACGACUUCGGGUCAACGGUUUCACGUACAAAGCGUCUUCUAGGAGCAAGUUCUACAUAGCCCAGCAGUUUGUAAAAGUAAAGCAUUAGUUUCCACUAGUGCCCUCCCAAUAGAAUGCGUGACCUAUGUGUAACCCUAGAUAUUCAUUUGGGUUCCAUUCCAUUUUAGUCUUUAUCCGUUUAGUAUGACAAUCAAAAUUACGAGCAAUAUUUUCCAACAACAUGAAACCUAUUACCACACAAAGGUAAAACUAAACGCAACAUUCGCCGUAGAAACCUACUCUUGAAUAGAUCCCGCCGGCUAUAAUCUUUUGGAUGCGCGGUAGGUGUUAAAGCAUUACGUGGAAAAUAGGGAAAUGUGCUGUCACAGUAGUGUCCUAUAUGUGUAACGAACGGUAGUGUAUCAAGAGUUCAAUAAAAUGUACCACCUGGGCUAAAUUCA
Messenger RNA from Anopheles aquasalis, 1690 nucleotides. RefSeq lists its product as uncharacterized. The record is from RefSeq and is a predicted model, not a curated record. NCBI's taxonomy places the organism in Eukaryota, Metazoa, Arthropoda, Insecta, Diptera, Culicidae.